AUGCUGUCCAACAACCCCCCUACCAGCAAUCUUCAUGCCCGUCACAGAGCGCACCGACGCCAAAAUUCGACUCCGACGGCAUUUGAUGCAGUGAAGAUCCAGCCCUUGCCCCAAAAUGUCCAGCGUCAACGAGCUCUCGGCCACCGCCGCGGCCUCAGCCUGGACACAAGAAGGCAGGACUUUGCUACGCAUGUACUGCGAGAAGCGCAGCAGCAACGCAUCCAAGCACGCCCGGGCCCCCGCCAGCAGGCACACCUUCGACAACACUCACAACAACAAAUUCACCAACACCAGCAGAUGUUCAUGGCCGCCGGCGACCAUGAAAACUACCUCGUGUCCCCCCAUGGCACCCCCCACGCUCAGCGCUUCGACGCUUCAGGCUUCGAUUCAUCCCCCAUACAGUACAACCAGUAUGGCAGCCAGAUGAACGGCGUCGUGGCCAAGAACCAACAGCCCUUCACGGGCACCAUGGGAGGAGGCAGCAAGGACUUUGAGCUCUUUGCAUCCGACAGCGCCCUCUCGACCCCGUCUUUCAUGAACUUUGGCGACACUCCCGGAACCCCCCAGGGCUGGAUCUCUGAGGGCGAAACCGCCAGCACAAGGCGCUCUUCGAGGAGGAUCAGCAACGGCAUCAUGGACAGAGUCGCCAAGUUCGAGACCAUGGGCAUGGAGAUGCAACGACCCAUGACACCACCUCAUCAGGAUGCAACAAACUACUUCCCCCCUACACCAAUGGAGACCCCACAUGACAGGGCUGUGAAGCACGAACCCAUGUCUACAAGGCCUACUCGCUUCGCCGAGGGCUAUGAUGAGUCCAUGGAAGAGACGCUGAAGCCCGUCAGACGGACGAACCAGCGCGCCCAGAAUAUCUUUGAGGACUUGCGGAGACAGUCUGAGCAGAACGUCGUCCCCGGAUCUCAGGAGGCUUCUCAAAUACCCGAUGGCGUUUACGACCACGUGGUGCCCACGCCGGACUUCAUGAACAUGAACAACUUCAAUAACGAAUUCCUGAAGAUCCAGGGUGGUUACGAAGGCCUCUCCGAUGAUGUCCAGGUUCACUCCGACAUGUCUCAGCAGUCGACUCCCCACACGCCUCUCAUGAACUUCCACAGCGUAUUCGACAACAGGCCCGAUCUCCACCACCCCAACAUGACAAUUGGUUCUGUCUCUCCUAGCAGGUCCUUCGACGACAGGUCCUAUGACGACAGAUCCUUUGACGAUUCCCGCCGCUCCUCGCCCCACCGCCGUACCGAGUCCCUCGCCAGCAUUGCCAGCGCCGCCAGCAUCGCGAGCAUCAACAUCGAGGAAACCAAGACCGAGACCGGCGUCACUCUCGACGAAAUCGCAAUGUACAUCUCAGGACCGGAUCCCAUUGACAGCAAGUGGACUUGCGUGUACGAGGACUGCGGCAAGAAGUUUGGACGCAAGGAAAACAUCAAGUCCCAUGUCCAGACGCAUCUCAACGAUCGACAGUACCAGUGCCCUACUUGCAAGAAGUGCUUCGUUCGCCAGCACGACUUGAAGCGACAUGCCAAGAUCCACACCGGUAUCAAGCCCUACCCUUGCGAAUGCGGCAACAGCUUCGCCCGGCACGACGCCCUCACCCGCCAUCGCCAGCGCGGCAUGUGCAUUGGAGCGUUCGAUGGCAUUGUGAAGAAGGUCGUCAAGCGUGGUCGCCCCCGCAAGCACCGUCCCGAGAUGGACGAGCGCGUCAACAAGUCGGCUCGCACGAGAACCAAGAACCAGUCCACCGCCUCCACCUCGUCGCAAUCUGGUUACUCGGACAGCUCUGCAGCUAACUCGCCGGAGAACGACUACAACAUGAUGUCAGACGACCAGUUUGGAAUGGGCGGUAUCAGCAUCGAGCGACGGGGAAUUGACAUGCCUCUCCAAAUCACCACAGUUUCAUCCGCACCAAUGCCGUCAUCGCCGCCUCGGGUUCACCGGGAACUGCGGGAGUUGCACCUGCAGUCAUCCCCGGCCGCGAGCCACAAUUCCGGAUACGUGUCUCCCGAGGCCCUCAUGGAGGCACCCAUCUCGUUGCCCCAGCAACCCGAGUCACCAGCCAAGAGCGAGUACAACACCCCGCCGGAACUUUCCCAGUCAUCGUCCCCGCCGCCCAACCAAUUCUUCGACGCCGAGCCCAACCACUCGGGCUUCAGUGAUGAUUCACUGCUCGCUGGAAUGAGAGGCAACCCGGGCACUGUUGGCAACACUAGUAUCUCGACCCUGGGCCUGGGCGAAGCUGACGAUGAGCUUCUCAUGAAGGCCUUCACGACCGAGGAAGGAAUGGUCCAGUUCGACCGCGACCCCAGCAUGCUCAUGAUGAGCAAAUUUGACGAGGAAUUCGACGAUGCAGUCAACAUGUUCACCAACAACGACGACGUUUUCUUCGGCAGCUCAUAA
Molecule: messenger RNA, 2406 nt
Organism: Colletotrichum higginsianum IMI 349063
Lineage: Eukaryota; Fungi; Ascomycota; Sordariomycetes; Glomerellales; Glomerellaceae
Product: C2H2 transcription factor swi5
Exons: 3
Coding region: 1-2406 (801 amino acids)
Source: RefSeq, a predicted model, not a curated record